CCACUUCUCAUUAAAAAAACGAAAGGGCAAGUUGAAAUAACAAUGACUAACCGUAAUAUUCCAGAACUUCGUCUACCCAUUCAACAACAACUUUUUUACACUACAACUGAAGAUCCAUCAGUUGAUGAAACAAAUAAUCAAUUCAGUAGUUUGAAUUUCUUUUCUAUAAACCAACCGCAAAUUCAAGUGCAUGGGGCUCCAUUAGAAAAUGCUAAUUUCGUCAAAGAAAGUAAUUUGAAGAAAUAUCAACCGAAUUAUCAACAGAAUUUUCAACAGAAUUUUCUUUCUCCCAUUUCUCCUUAUGACGUUAAUUCUAAUUAUGCGCUAACAUCUGGAGAUGAUAAAGAAUAUUAUUCUGAUCCACAGUCACCAUUUAAUGCUGCAAUAUCAGAUGAUGAUAACGGUUAUUUCUCAGAUUCGCAAUUGAUUACCUCGUUUCAUUCUCCAGUGCCGGCCUCUCUAAUAUCAAACGAAGUAGCUUUAUCUCAAUGGCUUCAGUGCACGCCGGUGGUUUCUCCGUUGUCAAGAAGCUGUGAUAGUGAAUACAGCAUACAUUCUCAAAUGACUGAUGGUUAUUCAUCUGACUUAAGCGCUUCACCUCAACCGCAAUAUUAUGUUCCUGGUAUCAACACAAAUGAUUAUUUUGCACAUGGUUCUCAACCGUUACAUGGUCAACGAAAGCAUAAAAAUGUUACAACUGCUUGUCAAAAUUGUAAAACUUCUCAUGCAAAAUGUGAGACUCAACGUCCUUGUAGAAGAUGCAAAGAAAAAGGUUUUCAGUGUGGUAGUUCUAGCCCUUCUACACCUGAGCCAACAUCACCUGUUUCUCCUAUGUCACCGUCACCCCAAGGCACUAUGCAAAGGCCGUUUUAA
Racocetra persica is the source of this 873-nucleotide messenger RNA. The record is from the annotation of a GenBank genome assembly. NCBI's taxonomy places the organism in Eukaryota, Fungi, Glomeromycota, Glomeromycetes, Diversisporales, Gigasporaceae.